GGAAUCUGGCCGGCAUCUGGAGCUUCUUCCUCUUGUGCUGGCCAGAAGGUUCCAGACCGUUGUCCCACACACGCUGUCACAAUGAUGGGCCAACAGGUUCUCGUGCUGAGCCAGAAUAUGAAGAGGGAGUCUGGACGGAAGGUUCAGACGGGAAAUAUCAGUGCAGCCAAGACGAUCGCAGACGUCAUUAGAACAUGCCUGGGACCAAGGGCCAUGAUGAAGAUGCUGUUGGACCCCAUGGGUGGGAUCGUGAUGACCAACGAUGGCAACGCUAUCCUGAGAGAGAUCCAGGUCCAGCACCCGGCUGCCAAGUCCAUGAUUGAGAUCAGCCGCACUCAGGACGAGGAGGUGGGAGACGGCACCACCUCUGUCAUCAUCCUGGCGGGGGAGAUGCUGUCCGUAUCAGAGCAGUUCCUGGAGCAGCAGAUGCACCCGACAGUUGUCAUCAGCGCCUACAGACAAGCCCUGGAUGAUAUGCUCAACCUGCUCAAAGAUAUCAGCACCCCAGUGGACGUGAGCGACCGGGAGAUGAUGCUGAAGAUCAUCAACUCUGCCAUCAACACCAAGGCCCUGAGCCGCUGGUCUGACAUGGCCUGCAGCAUCGCCCUGGAUGCCGUCAAAACUGUGGAGAUGGAGGAGAACGGACACAAGGAGAUUGACAUUAAGAAGUACGCCAAAGUAGAAAAGGUUCCCGGUGGGAUCAUCGAGGACUCGUGUGUGCUGAGAGGUGUGAUGGUAAACAAGGACGUGACCCACCCGCGCAUGCGCAGAAUGAUCAAGGAUCCGCGCAUUGUCCUGUUGGACUGCUCCCUGGAGUACAAGAAGGGAGAGAGCCAGACUGAUAUUGAGAUCACUCGUGAGGAGGACUUUGCACGCAUCCUGCAGAUGGAGGAGGAGUACAUCCAGCAGAUCUGUGAAGACAUCAUCCGCCUCAAGCCAGACCUCAUCUUCACAGAGAAGGGCAUCUCGGACUUGGCUCAGCACUACCUGAUGAAGGCUAACAUCACGGCUAUUCGCCGUGUCAGAAAGACCGACAACAACAGGAUCGCCAGGGCGUGUGGCGCACGCAUUGCCAGCCGUACGGACGAGCUACGCGAGGAAGACGUGGGCCUGGGGGCGGGCCUGUUUGAGAUCAAGAAGAUUGGAGACGAGUACUUCACCUUCGUCACAGAGUGCAAAGACCCCAAAGCCUGCACCAUCCUGCUGAGAGGAGCCAGCAAGGAAAUCCUGGCGGAGGUGGAGCGUAACCUGCAGGAUGCCAUGCAGGUGACCCGCAAUGUGCUGCUGGAGCCCAGCCUGCUGCCUGGCGGUGGCGCUGCCGAGAUGGCUGUGUCCCAGCGUCUGAUGGAGCUCUCCAAGACCCUCACUGGCGUGGAGCAGUGGCCCUACCGUGCCCUGGCCCAGGCCCUGGAGGUCAUCCCCCGCACCCUCAUCCAGAACUGUGGCGCCUCCACCAUCCGUGUGCUCACCUCCCUCAGGGCCAAGCACACACAGGAGGGCAGUGUGUCGUGGGGGGUGAACGGAGAGACUGGCACCCUAGCUGACAUGACCGCCCUGGGCAUCUGGGAGCCGCUGGCUGUCAAGGCUCAGACCUACAAGACUGCAGUAGAGACGGCCAUCUUGUUGCUGCGCAUCGACGACAUCGUCUCUGGACACAAGAAGAAGGGAGAUGAGCAGACAGGAGGAGGACAGGGCGCCGAGUAGAGGGGAAGAAGAGAAGGAUUGGGAACAUAGAGGAGGAAGAGGGUAAUGGAGGAAUAGGCAAUCUGAGCUAUUUCUUGUUGUUGCAUUGUCGAAGGAACCUGCAAGUAAGCAUUUUGUUGGACGGUGUAUACCACGUGUAUCCUGUACAUAUGAUUAAUAAAAACUUGACAGGACUGUUUUAUAAACCUCUCACUCAGAUAUGACAUUUGUUAUGGACAGUCUAAGCAGACUGGGAUAGGGUUGUUGCAUGUAUUACAUAUGAAUGUACUGGAUUUGGUACCAAGGCACUCAAGUUUAGUUUGGUCAGUGUGUUUGUGUGUUUGCGCAGUAUUUAUGGCAGUAAGUGUAAGAUGUGACUGAAUAUGUUCUCCUGGGACCAAGGUUUACCUCGGUUUAUCACUCUAGGCAUUUCUUUGUAUGGAUGAACUCCUUUGUGUGACUUGAGUUGAAGAACGGUUGCCAAUGGAUGGUGACCAAAUCAAGUGACCUACAAGUAAUUUGAAUGAACUACUAAAGCACUGUGAUACUAGAACAAAAAAUAGACCUUGCAAAUGAUUUCAAGCCUGCAAUGUCUACCUCUGAAGGUCCUUUUUAAAUGCUGCAUUAUAUGGAUUUGAUCGUCUAGCAUUACUGCAUUUCAAUGAGUGAACGCUUUUUUUCUGUAAGAAAUAGUUGGAGUUAUGGUGUCUCUGGUUCUGAAUCCUCUUACUCCACUAGAACAUUUCCCACCAUUACCCUUUGCCUGGGGCUGUUACCUGUGAUUGAAUCAACCUCAAUAAAAGUGGAUACAAAUGA
Messenger RNA from Coregonus clupeaformis (lake whitefish), 2499 nucleotides. Its product is annotated as T-complex protein 1 subunit gamma. The transcript has 13 exons. Gene Ontology annotation, cellular component: chaperonin-containing T-complex. Gene Ontology annotation, biological process: protein folding. The record is from RefSeq and is a predicted model, not a curated record. The coding region runs from base 82 to 1704 and encodes 540 amino acids. Gene Ontology annotation, molecular function: ATP hydrolysis activity; ATP-dependent protein folding chaperone; ATP binding. NCBI's taxonomy places the organism in Eukaryota, Metazoa, Chordata, Actinopteri, Salmoniformes, Salmonidae.